Aureobasidium subglaciale EXF-2481 is the source of this 2073-nucleotide messenger RNA. RefSeq lists its product as uncharacterized. Gene Ontology annotation, cellular component: box C/D methylation guide snoRNP complex; small-subunit processome. NCBI's taxonomy places the organism in Eukaryota, Fungi, Ascomycota, Dothideomycetes, Dothideales, Saccotheciaceae. The transcript is spliced from 2 exons. Gene Ontology annotation, molecular function: snoRNA binding. The record is from RefSeq and is a predicted model, not a curated record. Bases 128 to 1750 code for a protein of 540 amino acids.
GUCUCUGGAUUUUUUGGAAAAAGGUCGUCGAGCCCAGCAGAAUUUAGUGUCGCGUCGAAUUGGUCUCUGUCUUGUAUCGCGACCCUCGACAAUCUCUUAAUACGACCCCAGAGACAUCUCCGCCACGAUGACUCUCUUCAUCCUCACAGAAACCGCCGCCGGUUAUGCGCUGCUCAAGUCCAAGGACAAGAAGCUCUUGAAGCGCACCGACAUCCACGAGGAGGCUGCCACCGCCGAGGGUGCCGCUGGCCUGCUCAAGCUUAAGCAAUUCCAGAAGUUCGACAGCGCCGCCGCUGCUCUCGAGGAGGCCGCUGCUCUCACCGAUGGCAAGGUCACCCCCAUGCUCGCCUCGCUGCUCGACAGCCUGAAGGACGAGAAGAAGGUCCAGCUUGCCGUCGCCGACCCCAAGCUCGGCUCGUCCAUCAGCAAGCUCCCUAAGCUCGACAUUGAGUGCAUCGCCGACUCUUCCACCAACGACAUCUACCGUGCCAUCCGCGAGCACCUUCCUUCGCUCAUCCCCGGUCUUAUGCCCGAUGACAUCUCCACCAUGUCCCUUGGUCUGUCUCACUCGCUCUCGCGCCACAAGCUCAAGUUCUCCCCCGACAAGGUCGACACCAUGAUCAUCCAGGCCAUUGCCCUGCUGGACGAUCUGGACAAGGAAUUGAACACCUACGCUAUGCGUGUCAAGGAAUGGUACGGCUGGCAUUUCCCCGAGAUGGCCAAGAUCAUCAACGACAACCUCGCUUUCGCUCGUGUCAUUCUUGCCAUGGGUGUUCGUACUAACGCCGCCACCACCGACCUUUCCGACGUUCUUCCUGAGGAGAUCGAGGGCGCCGUCAAGGCCGCCGCCGAGGUUUCCAUGGGUACCGAGAUCACCGAGGAGGAUUUGGAGAACAUUCAGGCCCUCGCAGAGCAGGUUGUUGGCUUCACCGAGUACAGACAGCAGCUCUCAUCAUACCUCACCGCCCGUAUGCAGGCCAUUGCCCCCAACCUUACCGCUCUCGUCGGUGAGCUUGUCGGUGCUCGUCUGAUUGCUCACUCUGGUUCGCUCCUCAACUUGGCCAAGUCGCCCGCCUCGACCAUUCAGAUCCUCGGUGCCGAGAAGGCCCUUUUCAGAGCUCUUAAGACCAAGCACGACACACCCAAGUAUGGUCUCAUCUACCACGCUUCCCUCAUCGGCCAGGCAACUGGUAAGAACAAGGGUAAGAUCGCCCGUAUGCUCGCCACAAAGGCCGCCCUUGGUCUGCGUGUCGACGCUCUCUCUGACUGGGGAACUUCUGGCGAGGGUGACAAGCCCGAGCCCACUGAAGAGGAGAAGAUGGCUGUCGGUGUUCAAGGUAGACUUUUGAUUGAGAGAAGAUUGAGAGGCCUUGAGGGCAAGCCCAUCCGCAGUGCCGUCAAUGGAGUCGCACCUGCUCAGGCUCAGCCCGCCAAGUGGGAGGUCAAGGAGGCCCGCAAGUACAACGCUGAUGCUGAUGGUAUCUCCGCCAACGCUCCUGCCGCCAACGCCGACGCCGAGAUGGAGGAUGUUACCGAGGCCGGUGCCGAGGCUUCCAGCGACGAGGAGGAGAUGACCAAGGAAGAGAAGAAGGCAGCAAAGGCAGCAAAGAAGGCCGCAAAGGAGGCAAAGAAGGCCGAGAAGGAGGCCAAGAAGGCCGCCGAAGCAGCCGGCAAAUCGUCCAAGAAGAGAAAGCACGACGAGGACGAGGACAAGACAGAAAAGAAGAAGAAGAAGAAGAGCAAGGACUAGAUCGCCAGCUCCCUCUGAUCUCUCAUUCUUCUUUCUGCUGCCAUUUAUGUUUGCAUGUGGGCGCCAUCAUCAUGGUCGGAGUACCGGAGUCGCUGGUCGUGGGGUCUAAAAGAGCGGUUUCUUGAAUUUGUUCCUGUCCAAAAGGUUUCUUUGGUUUCUUUCGUAUGAGAGUGGCGGAGGCGUUUCUACAUAUUACUUGAUCGAACCGAUAACCUCUGUACAAGCUGUAUCAUCAUGCUCUCUGCACAUGAUACGAUGUUUAUUCUUCAAUCUGCUCUUUCUUUCCUCGCCGCACGUCCAAUUAUGACAGGAAACAUGGCUAC